ACGAGUCUCUUCCUUGACUGGGGCAGCAGCAGGCGCCCCUCCCCAAGGGCGAGAUGGACCCCGAGGCUUGGCCUCAGGCUCUGCACCCUGGGGACGUGAAGAACAGGAGGGGGGGCAGGCUGAGGGCAACCCUUUAUAGGCAGCAGACGCUGUUCUCACCCACCACCGCUCACGGUGCGCAGCAGCCUCGGCAGGGACCGCGAGCCCAGGCUGAGCGCCAGGGAGACAGAAGCGCAGCGACUCACCCGCGGCCGCCGGCCACCCGCCCGACUCCGCGGCGCUCCUCAUGGGACCCCGGCGCCUGGCGUUCUUGCUGCCUCUGCUGCUCCUGCUGCAGACGGAUUAUAAAGGCGCUUUGGGAAAAAAACAUUCUAGGAAUCGAAGAGGAAUCCUUGAAUUAGCUGGAGCCAUUAAAUGCAGCACAGGACGCACUCCUUUUGCCUAUCUACGUUAUGGAUGCUACUGUGGUCUGGGAGGGCAAGGCUGGCCCAAGGAUAAAGUAGACUGGUGCUGCUUUAAGCAUGACUGCUGCUACAGUAAAGCAGAGCAAGCAGGCUGUAAGCCCAAGAUAGAGAGCUAUAACUGGGAAUGUGAAGACAAUGCUGCUGUGUGUGAUUCACUAGAAGACAAAUGCCAAAAAAUAUUGUGUGAAUGUGACCGCAAAGCUGCCAAGUGUUUGGCUAAAGCCCCUUAUUACCCAAGGUACAUUUUCUGGCCAGAUUUUGUAUGUGGUGACAAUCACCCAAAGUGUAAGUUUUAGUGAAACAGGAGGACACUACUCUAAUAUUUAUAAAAAUCUGUAUGUGCUUUUGAAUUUAAAAAAUAAAAUUUCUCCCAUCAAAAA
Messenger RNA from Chelonia mydas (Green sea turtle), 844 nucleotides. RefSeq names its product phospholipase A2 group X (gene PLA2G10). Bases 287 to 760 code for a protein of 157 amino acids. Gene Ontology annotation, molecular function: calcium ion binding; phospholipid binding. Gene Ontology annotation, biological process: lipid catabolic process; arachidonate secretion; phospholipid metabolic process. The record is from RefSeq and is a predicted model, not a curated record. The transcript has 4 exons. NCBI's taxonomy places the organism in Eukaryota, Metazoa, Chordata, Testudines, Cheloniidae.